AUGUGGAGGACAAAGGGAGAUACAGACGGCGAAGGCGAGAAUGCGUCAGGCGAAGGCCAGCAGACUUCCCAAGAAGGUCGUCCCUCUGACCAGUAUGGACGUCAAGAGCCGAAUGAGCGGACACGGCUACUCGAUCAUCCGAGGCCUCCGCCCCAUGCAGAUGGUUACUUGGAUCCAGAUGACCCUGCGGUCUCGCCUUAUAACCUCUGGACUGUCCGCUUCCUACGCGCAUUCACUGUCCUCUUCCUGAUAAUAUCCUUCCUCUGGUGGGCGCUCCUCCUCGUCUCCAUAUUCGUCUCCCCGCCAGGCCUGCACACGCGCGGCUCUGGAUUCUUUGACUUUGCCUAUACCUGCCUUACAAUAGGCAACCUCCUCGUGGCCGUGAUCUUCUUCGUCGCUCCCGCAAAGGCCGUCCGCAUCACGACCGCAAUCAUCGCAGUCCUGCUCUUCAUAGACAUGAUCAUCAUCCUCAGUGUCCCGCGCCUUCGACUCGAGGAAGGCUGGGUCGGCAUCGCUUCUGUAAUCUGGGCCGCCCUCAUGGCAAUCUGGUGCAUCAUCACCGACCGGGUCGUGGCGUGGGGCAAGCGAGAAGAAGAGGAGCGCCUAACAGGACGCCCGGAAACACGACGUUCAGUAAGGGAAUGGCUCGCCGUCACGCUCGCCACCGCCUUCGCCAUCAUCUUCGUGAUCAUCGUCAUCCUCCUGACAGGCACCUUGGGCCUUCGCGCUCGAGACACCACCCUCCCCAUGUACGGCGACCGCAUCCUGGUCGACGGAGACAAGUACGCCGUACAUCUGGCCUGCGUGGGCAACGAGAGCUAUACAGCGGGAAAGAAAGAUCCCACCAUUAUCCUUGAAGCCGGGGAGAACCCUUCCGAGUACGACUUCGAGCACUGGGCAUAUUCGGCGUAUCAAAACGGCACCAUCUCGCGCUACUGCUACUGGGACCGCCCCGGGUACGCAUGGUCAGACAACGCGCCCUCUCCCCAUAGCGCGGGCAUGUCCGCAGACGCUUUGUCAGAAGCUCUUGCGAAGCAAGGUGAAGAGGGUCCGUGGAUUCUCGUCAGCGCGGGUACAGGCAGCAUCGUCUCUCGAAUUUUCAGUUCGCGACACCUCAAACAAGUCGUCGGCAUCAUGCUGAUUGACCCCAUACACGAAGACUUGCUGCACCGAAUCGGCAGCCCGUGGCGCGGCUUCGUGCUCUGGGGCUGGGGCGUCAUAUCGCCGCUGGGUAUCGAGCGGCUGGGUGGAGCAAUCUUCAAGGGUCGCACGAGGGAAGACCGCGUCUACGGGAAAUAUGCCUAUCAAAAUGGAAAGUUCAUCAAAGCGCAAUUACAGGAGAAUCUGGUGGCGGACUCCUUGACGAAGAAUGAAGUCGCUUCGGCGAGGAAUAUACAGUUGAGGGAUACACCGUAUGUGCUCAUCAGUUCGGGGAUUCGGUCGAGGACGGAUGCGGAGUGGGAGAGGAAACAGAAGGACCUGGCUGGGCUGACGGACAGAUUGGUCGCGUGGGAUACGGUUAAUAGGGCACCGCAUGAAGUCUGGAUGACGUUGAAGGGGAGGAUGGUUAUGGAGAAGAGGUUGGGUGAAUUGGUUGAGGCUGCGAGGAAUGUCAGCUCUGAGAGGUUGGGAUGA
Messenger RNA from Westerdykella ornata, 1635 nucleotides. RefSeq lists its product as uncharacterized. Lineage: Eukaryota; Fungi; Ascomycota; Dothideomycetes; Pleosporales; Sporormiaceae. The record is from RefSeq and is a predicted model, not a curated record. The coding region runs from base 1 to 1635 and encodes 544 amino acids. The transcript has 2 exons.